This is a messenger RNA of Pipra filicauda (Wire-tailed manakin), 1609 nucleotides long. RefSeq names its product cytochrome P450 2J6-like. Gene Ontology annotation, molecular function: heme binding; oxidoreductase activity, acting on paired donors, with incorporation or reduction of molecular oxygen, reduced flavin or flavoprotein as one donor, and incorporation of one atom of oxygen; iron ion binding. The coding region runs from base 137 to 1609 and encodes 490 amino acids. The record is from RefSeq and is a predicted model, not a curated record. NCBI's taxonomy places the organism in Eukaryota, Metazoa, Chordata, Aves, Passeriformes, Pipridae. The transcript has 9 exons. Gene Ontology annotation, cellular component: intracellular membrane-bounded organelle; cytoplasm. Gene Ontology annotation, biological process: xenobiotic metabolic process; arachidonate metabolic process.
GAGGGACAGAGGGAGGGAAGGGAAUUGAGACUUUAUAGAACUCAGUCUGCAGAACUGGUGGAACAACAAGGAAGAUCACCUUUUCCAAGAUCCAGUGCCUUCUUUUUGAUAGACAAGCUGAUAAAUCAGCUCAGAAAUGCCGACAAUAACUCAAGCUUUUGUAGUCCUGAUAAUUUUUUUGUUAAUUGUUCAGGUUUUCAAACUGCGGAAGGCUUGCAAGCAAUUCCCUCCUGGACCCACUCCUCUCCCAUUGCUUGGAAACUUGGUGCAUCUGAACUUUCAGUUUCACCGGGAUCUUCUGAUGGAGCUGGCAAAAACUCAUGGUAACAUAUAUACUUUGUGGUUUGGGUGGACCCCAGUGAUCAUCCUGAAUGGAUUUCAAGCAGUGAAGGAUGGCAUGACCACGCACCCUGAUGAUGUUUCUGGGCGGAUGGUGUCGCCUUUCUUCAGGGCAAUGGCCAAAGGAAAAGGUAUUAUAUUGGCAACUGGUCGCUCCUGGAAGCAGCAGAGACGCUUUGGAAUAAUGACUCUACGCAGUUUGGGAAUGGGAAAAAAAGGCCUGGAGCAUCGAGUGCAAGAGGAGGCCUCUCACCUGGUGGAGUUUUUUAUGAACCUAAAAGGAAGACCUGUGGAUCCUUCUUUCCCUCUUUUCCAUUCUAUUUCAAAUGUGAUUUGUGCUCUAGUUUUUGGAUAUCACUUCUCUGAUGAGGACAAAACCUUCCAUGAAAUGAUCCAUGCCACAGAGAAUUUAUUCAAAUUUGCAGGCAGCUUUUUUCAUCAGAUGUACGAAAUCCUCCCUUGGCUGAUGUGCCGUCUCCCUGGGCCUCAUAAGAAGGCAUUGGCUUGCUAUGAUGUCCUGAGUUCUUUUGCAAGAAAGGAGGUCAGAAGACAUGUGGAGAGAGGGAUACCAGCUGAGCCACAGGAUUUCAUUGACUUUUACCUGGCUGAGAUGGAGAAAUCAAAAGAAGGGGUCAAGCCCAAGUAUGAUGAAGACAAUUUGGUCCAUGUCAUAAAUGAUCUUUUCCUUGGUGGAUCAGAGACCUCAAGCACAACAUUGUACUGGGGACUGCUCUAUAUGGUUGUGAAUCCAGAUAUUCAAGAGAAAGUGCAGAAGGAGCUGGAUGCUGUUCUGGGUCCUUCCCAGUUAAUUUGCUAUGAGGACCGGAGAAAACUGCCCUACACAAAUGCUGUAGUCCAUGAGAUUCAGCGCUUCAGCAACAUUGUCUUUGUGGGCAUGCCCAGGCUGUGUGUGAGGAACACGACACUGCUAGGAUUCCCUGUCAAAAGGGGCACCAUCGUUAUACCAAAUAUAGGAUCUGUUCUGUAUGACCCUGAGCAAUGGAAGACACCUCGACAGUUCAACCCUGGCCAUUUUCUGGAUAAAGAAGGAAACUUUAUCCCUCGAGAAGCUUUCUUACCAUUCUCAGCAGGGCACCGUGUGUGUUUGGGGGAGCACCUAGCGAGGACCGAGCUCUUUAUUUUCUUUGCCAACCUGCUGCGGGCUUUCACCUUCCAGCUCCCCGAGGGAGUGACAGAGAUCAACACAGAGCCCAUUUUGGGGGGUACCCUGCAGCCCCACCCAUACAGGGUUUGUGCCAUUCCACGCUAG